GUUCCAAACCCGGAAAUACUAAGGAUCAUUAAUGGUAAACAAAGUGUCGUGGCGAGAAUAACGUGGAAAAUAGCUAUUAUCACGGGUUUAUUUAGCGCAUAACUGUGUGGUAGCUUUGUUAACAGUUUAAGAAUUUUAUUUAUUUUGUCUCGGAGUCAUGAGCAGCUGCUCAGCCACUCAGGCUCCUGCUCGCAGCUUCGCCUCGGCCUGCAGCCCUCCACUCUCCUCCACUUCGAUGCUCAACAUGUUGGACACUGCUGCAGAGCAAAUGAUGGUCCACAGAGAUUUCCAGGCGGCUUUUGACACAUGCGAAAAAGGUCUGGUGGGCAUAGCCAGCGUGGAGCAAGAGGACAACAGAUGGGGAGAGUUUAAGGCUAGUUUCUGCAUCUUAGGGAUCCAGGCUCUGGCUGAGAUGAAUCAGUGGCGCGGCGUUUUAUCCUGGGUCCUUCAGCAGUAUGAGCACCACGAGAAAAUCCCAGCUAAAAUAAUGCAGAUGUGCAUACUUCUUUACUCCAAAGUGUGCGAGCCUGCUGUGAUGCAGGAGGCCGCCAGAGUUUGGCUACACUGGCCGUCAAACAGCGGAGCGGCCGGGUUCAGGACAGUCGCAGAGCUCUAUUUGUUGCACGUCCUCGUGCCUCUUGGAAACACGGAAGAGGCUCGGGAGCUGAUUGUAGGCGAGAUUGGUAGCGGUGCGUUCACAGAAGACCAGAGACGGAUAGCGCUGGAUUUUAUAGAAGAAAAAGAACAACAGAGUCAUGAACCGCCCCUAAAUCCUGGGAUUGAUCCAAGCUCUGAUAUCGCUGCACAUACAGCAUCACAUCAAGGUACAAUAAUCCAUAAGCUUCAAGUCAUGCUCAAGUUUUUAUACAGAAAAUUCCUGAUGACUGGCUCUGGCUCGUUCCCUCUCCGGAGACUGUUUCUGGCUGCUGUCCUCCUCUACAUGCUCAUUGUCCGAAUGGAUCCAGCUCUCCCUUCUUCGUUCAUGUGGAUUUCCAAACUUCUUCAGCUGCUCAAACAAGCGUGGAGUUCCGUGUUUGCGCCAUAUUAUCAGACACAGAGCAAAGGACUGUAAAAUAUGACAUUUAAGGUUCAACUUGAAAGAAAACUCAACGAUUAUAUCUUUAUUAAACCACGAAAGAGAGUGUUAAUUUUUUUUUGUCAAUGUGCAGUGUAAAAAAACGUGACAAGAAUUUACAGUAAAUAUGUAAAUAUAUGUUUUAUGGAGUAGAAUUAAAAGAAAGAGAGAUGGA
Mugil cephalus (flathead mullet) is the source of this 1250-nucleotide messenger RNA. It is a transcript of the gene pex26, whose product is annotated as peroxisomal biogenesis factor 26. The transcript has 5 exons. Bases 158 to 1072 code for a protein of 304 amino acids. Lineage: Eukaryota; Metazoa; Chordata; Actinopteri; Mugiliformes; Mugilidae. Gene Ontology annotation, molecular function: protein-containing complex binding; ATPase binding. Gene Ontology annotation, cellular component: peroxisome; peroxisomal membrane. The record is from RefSeq and is a predicted model, not a curated record. Gene Ontology annotation, biological process: protein import into peroxisome membrane; protein import into peroxisome matrix.